GAAGGGGCAGGGCAUAAACACAUCUGUGUUAUCGCUUGCCAGAAAUCUGUUCCGACCUCAUUAACCCAUAAAUAUCGGAUCACUUGUUUUUUUUUUUGUUGUUGUUGCUCCUCCGCCCACACUAAGACCCCGAGCGUAGGCAAAAAGGGGUUGGUGCGGAUGGGGCAGAAGGAGGGGUACUCAAACGCUGAGAUACGAUGCUGUGAUGCUGAGACAGCGCGACGGUUUGUUGUGCCCCGUUCGUCAUGCCGCGCAAAUGACUUAAUUUCUUUACCAACUGGCGAUGGCCAUCGCUUCGCUUCACGCUCCCUCCCUUGCUUUAAUCUCGUUGUCACUCGGCUAAACCGCAGUCGACUCGGAGCGGAACGCGCCCAAAACCCGCGUUUCAGUCGCGACGAAACCGCCCACCGCACCGGCAGUGUGGAACGAUGAGCCGCAACCGACGCAGCACCAGCAGCACGUCCGGCGAUUCCGGCAAGGAUCCACAGCUGACCUUCGACCAGCGGCUGCAGGCGAACGCGCGCGAACGCUACCGAACACACAGUGUCAACUCCGCGUUCAACAAUUUGCGCCUGCUGAUACCGACGGAACCGCCCGACCGGAAGCUGUCCAAGAUCGAGACGCUCCGGCUGGCGAAGAGCUACAUCUCGCACCUGAUCGCCGUGCUCGUGACCGGCAACAGCCAGCGGCCCUGUGCCAGCACCAACCAGCGCCCCCAGCCGACGGUGGGCGAGCAGGAUGGUACGGGCGCCCAUCCACCACCCACCUACUAUCGCCAAUCAAUCUGCACGUUUUGCGUGACGCUCGACAAGUACUGAAGGAAGCGUCGUUUCGUUUCGUUGGUUGCAAAGUGUUUGUUCGGUUAUUCGACAAGUGCAUAACAAGUGUAAUUUUUUUUUCUUUCCUAACUUUAUUACUAGUUAGCUUAGCUUUAAGCCAAAACCAAAACGAACGCACACAUGCACACACAUUGCAAUAGUAUUGUAAUGGUUAUAUACGUAAAAUCCUGCUCUACGACGUGCCAAGUCAUUUAAUGCUUAAUCGUGACCAAAGUGUAAAUUUCAGUAUUGUGUGCCUGGGGCGCGGUUCACGCGCGUGUUACUGUGUGAAAUAAAAUCUACAGCUCUUAGCUCAAUAGUUUUAAAGUACACAGAAGAAGAAAACACUGUCUCUCCUUCCUUCCCGCUUUGUUUCAGUGUAGCGUAGACAUUUGCUGGGGUAAACUUAAAAUGUGACAAAUUAAAA
Molecule: messenger RNA, 1245 nt
Organism: Anopheles coluzzii
Lineage: Eukaryota; Metazoa; Arthropoda; Insecta; Diptera; Culicidae
Product: basic helix-loop-helix transcription factor scleraxis-like
Exons: 2
Coding region: 429-818 (129 amino acids)
Biological process (GO): developmental process; regulation of transcription by RNA polymerase II
Molecular function (GO): protein dimerization activity; DNA-binding transcription factor activity, RNA polymerase II-specific; RNA polymerase II transcription regulatory region sequence-specific DNA binding
Source: RefSeq, a predicted model, not a curated record